This is a messenger RNA of Rhizopus microsporus ATCC 52813, 393 nucleotides long. RefSeq lists its product as uncharacterized. The coding region runs from base 1 to 393 and encodes 130 amino acids. The record is from RefSeq and is a predicted model, not a curated record. The transcript has a single exon. NCBI's taxonomy places the organism in Eukaryota, Fungi, Mucoromycota, Mucoromycetes, Mucorales, Rhizopodaceae.
AUGUGCUUCUUUGGUUUCUUCUUGGGCCUUUGCGAAGCUAAUGCAUACAGUUCCUUCAAGGUCUUCUCUGAGAAAGGUGCUUCAAGGGAUUACUCAUCCUUUAAGGAUGAUUUGGCCAUCAACAUGCUUGAGCAUUGUAAGAAAUUGAAGUCGAGAUACAAUGAAGUGGCCCAAGACAGCAACCGAAUGCUUAGAAGUGACUCUAACCAUUCCUACAUCUCCAUGAGUAAUGCAGGCAAUAAAAUAAAGAGAUUGAUAUGCCACAAAUGCAAAGAAAGUGGCACUAAUGGCAAGCGUGUUGAAGAAUUUUGUAGUUGUGGCCCCACAACCCCCUUGUGCUUCGACUAUCAUAAUCAACACUUGAAGGCUGUCUGGCUUCGCCAGCUCUAUUAA